CCUUAACAUGCACGUCAAAAACAAAUGUUUCCAUUUAGAUCGUCACGCUAACUAAAUCCUAAUGCAUCGUCUUACGAAAUCACGAUAACACCCUUAAUCAUAUCGUCACAUGACAAAUAUACCCCUUGCAGGUGAAACGUGUUAUCCUCUAAUUGAAUCCCCGGCGGUGAAGUGAAAAGGAACAAAGCAUCAUCAUCUCCUCUCUCGUACUCCUCCUCCUUCAAAGCUCAAGGGCAAUUUCACCUUUGGAUCUGCAACUGCGUUUAAAAGAACACAACUCGAUUCAGCUACGCAAAGCAACGAAUUGCAAUUGCGAAUAGGAAGAAUUACCAGUGAUAUUCUUUGACGGAUUUGUUCUGUAUUUGCUGUAAUGUGUAAGCGCAGAUGAAAGGAGGAAAUAGUUAUAGCUUCAGAGGGAGGCAUGUUUCUGUGGCUGUAGCCUUAGUUGCUAUCGUUCUUUUUAGCACAUUAUUGUGGACAUGGGAAACAAAUCCAAUAGCCUCCACUUUGAGAUCAGCUCAUGAAUGGUAUCACAUACCUUCAGAAUUUCCUGCGGAGGUCCCAAUAGAUUCAGUGGGAACUACAAAGCCAAAAAAAGCUGUGGAAAAAUCCUUAACCCCCCCGACAGAAAAUGAAACAAAAUUGCAAGUUGGUGUCGAGGGUGCAGCAGCUGUAGAUUCUCAUCCAAAAUCUCCGGAGUCUCCUUUUAAAAAGAAAGUAUCUCCAGAGUCUCCUUUUCAAAAAAAAGAAUCUUCGGAGUCUUCUCCCAGAAAUGAAGCUUGUGAUUACGCCAAGGGUAAGUGGGUUGCAGAUAGCAGGAGACCGCUCUAUUCUGGUUUCGGCUGUAAGCAGUGGUUAUCAUCAAUGUGGUCAUGUAGAAUGACACAACGACCAAAUUUUUCAUUUGAGGGAUACCGCUGGCAGCCAAAGAAUUGUGAUAUGCAAGAGUUUGACCGAUCUAAGUUCUUGAGAAAGAUGAAGGACAAAACAAUUGCAUUCAUUGGCGAUUCAUUGGGCCGUCAACAAUUUCAAUCUCUGAUGUGUAUGGCCACUGGUGGAGAAGAGAGUCCAGAAGUUCAAAAUGUGGGAUGGGAGUAUGAUCUUGUAAAACACCGCGGAGCUAUACGUCCUGAUGGCUGGGCUUACAGGUUUACCAAGACUAAUACCACCAUCUUAUAUUAUUGGUCAGCUAGUUUAUGUGAUCUUGUGCCCCUAAACAUCACAGACAAACAUACCGACGUUGCCAUGCAUUUAGACCGUCCACCCGCUUUCAUGAGACAGUAUCUCCAUCGCUUUGAUGUUUUGGUUCUCAAUACAGGACACCACUGGAACCGUGGGAAGCUCAAUGCAAACAAGUGGAUAAUGCAUGUUAAUGGAACGCCAAAUGAAGACAAAAAGAUUGCAGAAAUUUUAAACGCCAAAAACUUAGCAAUCUACAGUGUAGUCAAGUGGCUUGAUUUGCAACUUGUUUCGCAUCCCCGGCUCAAAGCUUUCUUCAGGACUUUAUCGCCUAGGCAUUUCUUCAAUGGGGAUUGGAAUACUGGUGGGAGCUGUGAUAACACUAUCCCACUAUCAAAUGGUAGUGAAGUCUCCCUGGAAGGAUCUAGUGAUCCAGUUAUUGCAGGUGCACUAAAUAGUACAAAAAUUAAGAUACUGGAUAUAACCCCUCUUUCACAAUUGAGGGAUGAGGCUCACAUGUCGCGCUACACUAUUAGAGGAACUCUCAACUCUAGUGACUGUUUGCAUUGGUGCCUACCUGGAAUUCCAGAUACAUGGAAUGAACUCCUAGUUGCUCAAAUAUAGUGUUUGUCACAGUAUAGUCAACCCCUCCCUCUUUCUAUUAGUGUUUUGUGGGGGAUCAGAAUCUGUCAAUUCUUUGUGGUCUAGGAAGUCCUGACCAAGCAUUCUUGUGUCAAAUGUAUUUCACAAUUUACUCUCCCACUAGAUAGUGAAUAGGAUUCUGAUGUUUUGAACCAAGAGACUAGUCAGGAGUCAAAGGGCAUUAUUUGGUGAAGCAUGAGCUAAAUACCAUCUGCGGUGCUGUGCGAGAGAUGAAAUGGCCUUUAUUGAUCAAUUUGAAAUAAUUUUGUAAUAGUUUGUAUCAAUGUAUAUGUAUGAUAGUUGGCUUGAAUAAGUAAAGAAAUGGAAAAUUGUUGUUGACACA
Messenger RNA from Medicago truncatula (barrel medic), 2164 nucleotides. Its product is annotated as protein trichome birefringence-like 14. NCBI's taxonomy places the organism in Eukaryota, Viridiplantae, Streptophyta, Magnoliopsida, Fabales, Fabaceae. Gene Ontology annotation, molecular function: acetyltransferase activity. The coding region runs from base 385 to 1803 and encodes 472 amino acids. The record is from RefSeq and is a predicted model, not a curated record. Gene Ontology annotation, biological process: xyloglucan metabolic process; xylan biosynthetic process; plant-type secondary cell wall biogenesis. The transcript is spliced from 4 exons. Gene Ontology annotation, cellular component: Golgi apparatus.